CCUGAAUGUGGUAGGACUCGUUUUCAGCCCAGCCAAGGAAGGAGGGAGCGAGACCUGGGGCCGGGAAGGAGCCGCUGCCCUGCGCUCUGCCCCCGACGCCCUCGCCCCUUCGGGGCUCUGUCCGGACCAUGGUUGGAGACCAUUGUAACCUCCCGGGGGACAGAGCCAUGCUCGGCCCGCCCCCCAAAACGGGUCUGAGUUGCAAGAUGGUCCUGCAGGCCGUGGGUAAAGUGCUCAGGAAGUCCAAGGCAAAGCCGAAUGGGAAGAAGCCCGCCCCUGAAGAGAAGAAGUUGUACCUGGAGCCAGAGUACACCCAAUCUAGAAUUACGGACUUUGAAUUCAAGGAGCUGGUGAUGCUGCCGCGGGAGAUCGACCUCAACGAGUGGCUGGCCAGCAACACGACUACCUUCUUCCACCACAUCAACCUCCAGUAUAGCACAAUCUCCGAAUUCUGCACAGGAGAUACUUGUCAGACCAUGGCCGUGGGCAACACGCAAUACUACUGGUAUGAUGAACGGGGAAAGAAGACCAAGUGCACGGCUCCCCAGUACGUCGACUUCGUCAUGAGCUCGGUGCAGAAGCUGGUUACUGACGAGGACGUCUUCCCCACGAAGUAUGGCAAGGAGUUCCCCAACUCCUUCGAGUCGCUGGUGAAGAAGAUCUGCAGAUACCUGUUCCACGUGCUGGCGCACAUCUACGCAGCGCACUUCAAGGAGACGCUGGCCCUGGAGCUGCACGCACACCUGAAUACCCUCUACACGCACUUCAUCCUGUUCAUCCGAGAGUUCAACCUGGUGGACUCCAAGGAGGUUACGGUCAUGGACGACCUCACGGAGGUCUUGUGCAGCGGCAGCGGCAGCGGCAGCGGCGAUGGCAGCGGGGGCGGCGGGGGCAGCGGCGGUGCACAGAACCACGUGAAGGAGAGAUGAGCCUUCCCUGGGGACCCAAGCCUAGUCUCUAUUCGAUUUCUGCACGUGCAGGCACACGUGGGUGUGCGCACGCGCGUGGGUGUGCGCGCCAGGUUCUGCGGCUGUGGAUGCUCACACCCACCCACGAGCGCACACCCACGCGCGCCUGCACGCUCACGGACUCAGCAGUGGACGUUUGGGAGAUGGGGCAGUGGACGUCCCCAGGACUCGCGGGACGGGCGCCAUGGCUGCGCCGAUGACAUUUGGGGGCUUGUCCUGGUUCCAUUCUCUUGGCUGGCUAGGGGAACCCCCGCCUGAGUGGGACUGAUGUUCGGGCCGGUCCGUGUCUCGUUUUGUUCUGGGCUUUUUCCUGUCUUUGGUUUCCUAUGCAGAGAAGUCGCUCCCAGCAAUCUGUUCUGAAAAGUGACUUUUCCUUUUGAAGUGGACUAAGGGGCCGACUCCUCGUCUGGGCUUCUUUGGGUUUCAUUUGGACCUGGAUUCCCCUCGAGCUAUGCCACCCCGGCCCACAGAGGGUGUAGUUGGGGAAAGAAGGGCGUGGCCAGGGUGCCACCGGAGACCUGGCCAGGGCCAUGACGUCACCACGUCGGCUUCUUUUACUUCCAUCUGUUCAAUAAUAAUAAUAAAAAAAUCCUCCCCCAG
Dromiciops gliroides (monito del monte) is the source of this 1568-nucleotide messenger RNA. RefSeq names its product MOB kinase activator 2 (gene MOB2). NCBI's taxonomy places the organism in Eukaryota, Metazoa, Chordata, Mammalia, Microbiotheria, Microbiotheriidae. Gene Ontology annotation, molecular function: protein kinase activator activity. The coding region runs from base 129 to 929 and encodes 266 amino acids. Gene Ontology annotation, cellular component: cytoplasm; nucleus. The record is from RefSeq and is a predicted model, not a curated record. The transcript is spliced from 5 exons. Gene Ontology annotation, biological process: positive regulation of protein phosphorylation; signal transduction.